CAUCAUUUGAAAAAUAUGAAGAGCAUUUUUUGCCUUCGUUUUUUCCUCCUCCGGGCUUCCAUACAGGUUUUUUAAAGCCUCAAAAGAACCUUUGAAGAAAGUUGUUCAGACUUGAGGGAGGAAUGGCGGCCCCUCGAAGUGUCUUCCUCUCUCUCUCUGGUUUAUGUCUGCUGUUUUAUUUUCCGAGUGGAUCUACGAGCACAGGAAACAAAAGAUCAAACCAGGAGCGAUGCGGCUACAAGGUGCUGUCAGGUGCAGAUGGAGGUCGCAGGUUGGCCGUCACACUCAGAGCUGACAACUGCUCGUUGAACUACCCAUUGGGGAAACACGUGAUUCAUGAAGUUGCCAACGUCUCCUUCAGUCACCUCGCCUGUGAGGAUCAGGCUGCCGUGGUCGUCCACUGGUCUGCCAGCCCGCUAGGAAUCGAACACAUUAAAGGCUUCAGAGUUUAUCUGGAGGACAAAAACCCUGAAGGGAAACAGUGUCAACAUCUGAUCCUCAAGGACCCGCGACAGCUCAACUUCUCCUACAAGAUCACGAAGAUGAGCAGUCAGCCGUUCAGCGGUUUGACCUUUGACACGGACUACAUGGUCCGAGUCGUUCCGUUCCCGACUCUGAUGAAUGAGAGCUUCUUCCCUCCGUCUUUCCUCAGGACGAACUCGUGUGAAGUCCUCCUGGGAUCAGACAACCUGGUCUGCAAACCUUUUUGGAGACCAAAGACCCUGAAUGUCUCUCAGCUGGGAUCAAACCUUCACGUGUCGUUCGACGAAGCUCCGCCCUCCUUCGGCUUCCACCUGUACUACCUGUACUACAAACUGAGACAGGACGGACCCUUCAAGCUGCAGCGCUGCAAGCCUGACUUGAACCAGCGCAAAACGACGUGCAUCCUGCAGGACGUCACUCCAGGGUCCUACAUUAUAGAGCUGAGAGACGACAGUAACACCACCAGGAGGCAGACUCAGUACCACGUCAGCCAGGUUCACUCUCCGUGGGCGGGGCCUAUCAGAGCCAUGGCCAUCACAGUGCCUCUGGUCAUCAUGUCCGCCUUCGCCACUUUGUUCACGGUCAUGUGCCGCAAGAAACAGCAAGAAAACAUCUACAGCCAGCUGGACGAGGAGAGCAGUGAGUCGUCCAAUCAGAGUGCAGCGUUGAACUCGGAUCGUCCGUGGCCCCGCCCCAAAGUCUUCAUCUGUUACUCCAGCAGAGACUGUCCCAAACACACGGGCGUCAUCCAGAGCUUUGCUUACUUCCUGCAGGACUUCUGCGGCUGUGAGGUGGUCUUGGAUCUGUGGGAGCACCUGGAGAUGUGCAAAGAGGGUCAGAUGUCGUGGCUCAGCAGACAGCUGGACGAGGCCAACUUCAUCAUCACCGUCUGCUCCAAGGGCCUCCGUUACUUCAUGGAGAAGAAGAGCCGCAGAGGAAAGACACCGGUCAGUCGGUGGAGUAACAGCAGCAGCAGUUCUCCGGUUGGUGGAUCGGGUGGUGACCUCUUCAUUGUGGGUGCGGCCAUGAUCGCUGAGAAAAUGCGUCUGGCUAAGCAGAGCGAGGGGAGCUGCGCUCAGGAGCUGAACCGCUUCAUGACGGUGUACUUCGACUACUCGACAGAACACGACAUCCCGACCGCGCUGAGUCUAGCUCCAAGGUUCAAGUUGAUGGACCAGCUGCCGCAGCUCUUCAGCCGCCUCCACUCCAGUCUGUCCAGUCUGUCCGAUCGGGAGUCUCAGCCUCUCAACGUCUCCAGGAGGAACUACUUUAGGAGCAAGUCCGGCCGCUCGCUCUAUGUCUCCAUCUGCAACAUGCACCAGCACAUCAGCCAGAACCCAGACUGGUUCGAGAAGGAGCUGGCUCCUUCAGGGGACCCAUCCUCCUCCUCCAAACCCGCUCCUCUCCCCGGGGACCAGGCUCCCACGCCUCCUCCGAAGCCUCACUGCUCGUCUUGCUCGUCUCAGCCCGAGCAGAGGUGUGACUCCGGCCUGGUGCUCAACGAGGUGCUGGUGAAGACGCUGCCACACGAGGGAGGGAAGGGAGCGUUGAGGAGGAACAUGCUCCUGCUGGCUUCUGGUUCUAGUCCCAGCUUUGACCAAGGCUGCUACCCCAGCCCCAGCCCCAGUCCAAGUCCUGGUCCUUGUCCCAGUCCAGGUCUGCCACACUGCUCUCUGUCCAUGCUGGGACCCGCUUCAAGAUCCACUUCAGGAAUCUCUGGACUGUUACCUGAAGAGUCUUCCUCUUCCUCUUCUUCUCCCUCCAUCCUCCAAGAGGAGGUGCGCCCCAUCCUCAUCCAGGCAGAAGAGGGCUGUCCGUCUCCUCCAGAAGUCCCGCCCCCUCGGGAUUCAGGCAUAUAUGAUUCGUCCGUCCCCUCCUCGGAGCUGUCCAUUCCCCUCAUGGAGGGACUGUCACAUGACCAGGCAGACUCCUCCUCCUUGGCAGAGAGUGAAUCAUCGUCCUCGGGGCUCGGUGACGAGGAGCCGCCUGCCGUCACGUCGCUCCGCUGCAGCUCUGCCACGGUCUGCAAAGCUGAGCUGCACCAUCACGACCACCUGGAGCGCGGUGACGGACUCUCACCUGUGGCCUCAUCGUAGGAUCCGUGACUGCAUGAUGAUGUCAUCAGAGAGACAGCUUGAACCUGAAUUCUUUCUAUGCAGUUAUGUCAACGGAACACUAGUCCUUGAUGAGUUCUGGAACAUUUGUCCUGGAUCACUAGAACAUUGUUGUUACUUAAUAACUUUGACCACUGAGUUCUAGAACACUUACUGCUUCAAACAAUUGUAACCACUGCAUUCUUCAACACCGCUUCAAAGUUACAGAUUUAACCACUUCGUCAAUACAACAACUCCAACUUCUAGAACACUACUCCCUGUGUUCUAGAACACUACAUACUGUGUUCUAGCACACUUCUCUCCAUGUGCUAGAACACUACUCCCUGGGUUUUAGAACACUACAUACUGUGUUCUAGAUCACUACUCCCUGAGUUCUAGAACACGACUCCCUGUGCUAGAACACUUCUCACUGUGUUUUAGUACACUACUCCCUGCUUUCUAGAACAACACCCUCUAUGUUCUGGAACUCUUCACCCUGUGUUCUAUAACAUUACCCCCUGUGUCCUAGAACACUACCCCCUGUGUUCUUGAACACUACUCCCUGUGUUCUAGAACACUACCCCCUGUGUUCUAGAACACUACUCCCUGUGUUUUAGAACACUACCCCCUGUGUUCUAGAACACUACCUCCUGUGUUCUAGAACACUACUCCCUGCUUCCUAGAACACUUCUCUGUGCUCAAGAGUUCUAGAACAGUACUGUGUGGUAACCUCUGUGUCUGGAGCUCAGGUCUCUGGUAGCUUGGGUCCUCAGUCCAUCUUGCUGGCCGCCCCACCUAGAUGACUUUUGAAGGACCAGCCCUCGUUAUGCUGACAGAGCACACUGGUUUGAAACCACAGACUGUGUCAGCUCCGUGUCUGUGUUGGUGAACGGAUAAACAGCUGACUCUCGAUUGAGUUGAGGUCUGACACAAAGACGUGAGGCAGGUUUUGAUGCAGUAACCCAGGAGGAGACAACGCCACAGACAUGUCAGGCUGUUCACCACAACAACAUCCAAAGGGACCGAAGCAGCCUCUGAGAUUAUCUUACCAAAAGCUUCUGAACGUGUCGACACUUAAAGUUUAUAAAGUGGGAACAUCCAACUCUUGUUUUAUUAUCAUCUCAAUAUUUACAACUGAUACCGAGUAAAAACGUAAAGCUUUACUGUCUUUGAAUAACUACCACUAAUCACAUCCUGUCUUUUGAAACAUCCAUGUUUAAUAACAAACCUGAUUUUAAAUGUUUUCAACAGAGUGGUCUUCUAAAGGUUGUUCAAAUAUUAAAGCAGGCUGUAAUCUGAUGAACGCUCAUAAACCACUAAAGGGACAAAGAUAACAAACUGUCUGGGUACUAAAACCUGCUAAUGUGAUAUGAUACGGUUGAAGGUGUAUGAAGUAUUCGUUGGUUUGAA
Molecule: messenger RNA, 3986 nt
Organism: Notolabrus celidotus (New Zealand spotty)
Lineage: Eukaryota; Metazoa; Chordata; Actinopteri; Labriformes; Labridae
Gene: il17rd
Product: interleukin 17 receptor D
Exons: 17
Coding region: 123-2579 (818 amino acids)
Molecular function (GO): interleukin-17 receptor activity
Source: RefSeq, a predicted model, not a curated record